GGCGCGUACCCGCAACAAUAAAUUAAACCUUUAAUUUUACAAUACUUUGGGUCACUCAUUACUUUUGCUAGUACUUUACUAAUUAUUUGAUGAGAAAUUGGGGCUUUAAUAUUAUUAUUAUUGUGUUCUUCAAAUUGGCAGCUGUCAGUGGCCAGUGACAGUAAUCAGCUGAUGGGGCUGCAAGUAUGGAAAGCUCCGAAGCCCCCUCAAGCGGAAAAGACUCGUCGCAAUGUAAAGUGUUGAUCGUGGGGGCGGGCAUGGCGGGGCUCUCCGCCGCCUACCACCUCUCCAAGAACGGUUUCAACGACUACAAGCUCCUGGAGGCCCGCAACCGGGUCGGGGGCCGUAUCGUGCAAAUUAAAAUGGGGAGCGAACCGGUGGAACUGGGGGCCAACUGGAUCCACGGAGUGCUGGGCAACCCCGUGUACGAACUGGCAAUGCAGCACGGUCUCGUCGACAUUAUGCAAACGCCCAAACCCCAUAAAGUAAUCGCGGCGACCGAAAACGGGAAGCAAGUCCCUUUUGCAACCUUGCACGAAAUCUACGAAGCAUAUCUGUGUUUUCUGCGGCGCUGCGAGGAGUAUUUUUUAUCGCAGUAUUUGCCCCCUGAAGGCAUCGACAGUGUGGGUGAUCACAUUAAGUUAGAGAUUAGUUUGUAUCUGGACAAGGUCCAGGACCCGCGUGAUAGACACUUGAGGGAACUGUUGUUUGAGUGUUUGUUGAAACGGGAGACUUGUAUCAGUGGGUGCGACGAUAUGAGCGAAAUUGACUUGCUCGAGUUGGGGACGUACACGGAGCUGCAAGGGGGGAAUAUCACGCUUCCAGGGGGGUACAGCUCCAUUUUGGGGCCCGUGACGCAAGCCAUUCCCGCGGAAAACCUGCUAGUGGGGCACCCGGUGUCCCAAAUCCGGUGGAAUCUCAACAAGAGGAACAGUAUCGACAACGGGAACGACUCGGAUGAUUCCGACCGGACUGUGAUUGAGGAAACCACGAAAGAAUCAAAUUCGCCCAACGUUGAAGUACAUUGUGAUAACGGGAAAGUAUUCAAAGCCGACCAACUCAUCUGCACCAUUCCGUUAGGGGUCCUAAAGUACAAUAAAGACACUCUUUUCCAACCACCUUUACCCGAAUAUAAACGCGAGGCGAUUGACCGGUUGCUAUUCGGGACCGUAGAUAAGAUUUUACUAGAGUACGAAAGACCGUUUUUACACCCCAGUAUUACCGAAGUUUUGCUCUUGUGGGAGUCAGAUACUGAGCAUCCCGAAGGUCAGAAUGACCUGAGCAAAAAUUGGUACAAGAAAAUCUACUCGUUUUCCAAAAUCACUGAAACUAUUAUCCUCGGCUGGAUUUCGGGGAAAGAAGCUGAGUAUAUGGAGACGUUGUCAAAAGACGAGAUUAAAGACACCUGCACGACUGUUUUACGGAAGUUCCUCAAUGACCCUUUCAUACCCAAACCAAAAAAUGUAGUUUGCACAAGCUGGCACAGUCAGCCCUAUACCCGCGGCUCCUACACUGCGAUAGCCGUGGGGGCCUCACAGAUCGACAUCGAGUGUCUGGCACAACCCCUAUUCCUCGACGAGGAAGAAACUAAACCUGUGGUAUUAUUCGCUGGCGAACAUACCCACUGUAAUUUUUACUCAACAGUUCAUGGGGCUUAUUUAACUGGGAGAACAGCGGCACAAGCAGUUUUACACGCAGAUGCCCCCCAGGAAAUGGUGCUAGAUUGUGAAGAUGAUGCCGAUUUGAGUUCGUGGGUGCAAGGAAUCUGUCUUGAGUAACUGCCUUAAAUAUUGUGUUUUCGUUAAUUUGUGAACGACUAGUAGUCAAUUUUAGGACCGCUUAACUUUUUGUUACCGUUUAAACUAUCACGGCUUCAUUGGUCAACGAAAGUUGAGUUACUAUGGUUAACUGUGGUAAUUGGUCAAAGAAGCUGUGAAAUCAGUUGUUACUUUUAUAGGCUUUACAUGAUGUAUGCUAGUCAUUUUUUUAAGAUUGACAUUGUUUCAUUAAAAAAUACACAAUUUUA
Tribolium castaneum (red flour beetle) is the source of this 2026-nucleotide messenger RNA. RefSeq lists its product as uncharacterized. The coding region runs from base 186 to 1778 and encodes 530 amino acids. The transcript is spliced from 3 exons. Gene Ontology annotation, molecular function: polyamine oxidase activity. NCBI's taxonomy places the organism in Eukaryota, Metazoa, Arthropoda, Insecta, Coleoptera, Tenebrionidae. The record is from RefSeq and is a predicted model, not a curated record.